AGGGCGGGGGCAAUAGGUAGACCAGAGUGGCUCCGCCCCGAAUAAAUUAGGGAGUGGGGUGUCUCGCUUUCUUUACCAUCUCUGGUACACUGCAGUGUACAUUUUUCCAUCUGCACACUUCCAUCUUCAUUGCUUCAGCAAAUCUGUGCUGCAAGUGAAGGCUGUGAGAGUGAAUGCAGGAGUGAAAUAGCAAUGGCCAGCUUUAAAUGUAUAAUACACUUGAGAUGAAGGAACUACCGAGAACGAAGAAACAAAUAUGAGUUAAAACGUCAAAUAUCAAACGACUGGGCUGCUAAGAAACUCAAGUGGUGACAGUUUGUAUCUGAGAACCCAGGCCAUCCACAAGACUUCAGUGGGUCAAGAUGCCGAUUCCUCCCCCUCCCCCUCCACCCCCUGGAGGCCCCCCUCCACCCCCCAUCUUCAGCCAGGGCAACACCACCCCACCCAAGCUCAAUCGAGAUGAGGCCAAAGGCAGAGGAGCCCUGCUCGGUGACAUCCACAAAGGGGCCAAGCUGAAGAAGGUCGGCGUGGUCAAUGACAGGAGCGCACCUAUCUUAGAAAAGCCUAAAGGAGGUGGUGGUGGUAGUAGUGGAGGAGGCUCGUCAGGGGCCAUUCAGCCAAUGGGAGGGCUUUUCCAGGCAGGUGUGCCUAAAUUACGACCAGUCGGAGAUGGUUCGGUUGGCAGGUCAUCCCUGACGCCUCCUGGCACGCGCCCCGCUGCUCCUCGUCCUCCUGUUCGCCAUGACAGCACAGAAUGCUCAGCCCAGCAGGCCUCUCCCCCGGAGCACUCCCGAUCCCAGAGGCCCUCCCUCCCCGACCUCUCCCGCCCCCUCAGCGGAGGCAGCCCAAACAGUGGCAUGAAGCACAGCUCCUCCGCCCCUCCACCUCCUCCCCCUUUUUCUCGCCGGGGUAAUGCACCCCCUGCACCGACUCAGAAGGUGCCACCACCCGCCCCCUCCUACAACCGGGAGAAGCCCCUCCCUCCCACGCCAGGACAGAGGGGGACUUCCCCGGUGCCGGCCCGCAACAGUGCCCCUCUGCCUCCUUCUCCCAACAUCAACCGGCGGCCCCCGACGUCAGGGGGCUCCUCAGCUUCCUCCUCUUCCUCCUCUCUGGGUCCACCUCCUCCCCCGUACCGCCAGCCCAUGACCAACGGCCCCUCCAGCCCAGUUAACGAAGCCGCCCCGGAGCUACCUCAGAGACACAACUCCCUCAGCAAGAAGCCGUCGCCCGGACCUGGACUCACUCCAACCCGGGGGCAAGCUCCACCCCCGCCACCCUCCCCCUCCCCGCCAGGCGGACGCCCCCCCCCUCCAGUCCGUGAGCCCCCGGCAGAGGGGCAGGUAUCUCCACCCCCGCCUGGGUCGACUCAACGAAACGGUGGUCGCGAUGCUCCCCCUCCACCACCCCCCUACAGAGGUAGCCCCUCAGAACCUCAUAGCCGUGGCAAGCCCCCCCCUCCUCCCUCCCGUACCCCUGCCGGACCCCCGCCCCCUCCCCCACCUAUCCGCAAUGGACACACCUCCAUUUCCCGCUCCUUCGUAGAUGACUUUGAGUCCAAGUAUUCUUUCCACCCUCUGGAUGACUUCCCUGCUCCAGAGGAGUACCGGCACUUCACCAAGAUCUACCCCAGCAAAGCCAACAGAGUGAUGAGGGGAGCUCCUCCUGCACCGCCUGUGGGAAGGUGAACACUGUGAGACCACUUCACUUCUACUGUACAGGAGACAAGGGUUAUAUAUACACACACACACACACACACACACUACUUUCUCACAUAGAACCUACAGCAUAUAACAUAUACCGACAUGCUUCUCAUUCGAUAACAUUCCAUUUCACUUAAGCUCCAUAACCAUUCACUCACACGCUCGCCCUUGAGAAUAGCCCAGGAAUUUAUGCAAUGGCAGUCAUGCUCCAUUUUGAAGGUGGAGUUGGCAGCUUACUUAUGCCAUUCCCAGCCUGUGUCCGCGCGGGUGAACUUGCCCUGGUUUGUCACAAAGGCAUUACUUACCCAUUGAUGGUGUUUCCAGGCGUGUGUGUGUGUGUGUGUGUGUGUGUGUGUGUGUGUGUGGGCGGGGAACACUUUGACACAGGUAUGAAAGACAUUCACUCCCAUACCACACAGACUGUUGCGAUUGUCAAAAUGGAGAAAAUAAAAUGUUCUCCACGUCAUCAGAGUAUAUGCACUGUGAGAGCCCACAUCACCAUGAAACGGGAGUGACACCAGUGACUGUACAGCCUGGCUCUAAGUGUCAGAAGGUGAUUGACUUUUUUUGGGCCACUGCACCCCUUGCUGAUGUAGGGAACUGCUACUGUUUGAAAGUUCUCUCAGGUAUACGGUUUGUGGAACAGAGAACUGGAGAUGACGAAGAUGAUAUUGGAAAGGCAUUAUUAGAUAAGAGAUUCUCUCCAAAAGUGCCAACUGAGUCGGACCUGAACUGGGAACAGCACAUACCCCCCCCACAUCCUUUCUCCCUGCUGCAAGACUGUCGUGGUUUCCCUUUUCCUUUAUGAAUGCUGGAAUGGACUGAUCAAAGCAAUAGUUUCAUAUGUUCUCUGUGAUUGUUGUCAGUAAUCAACACCUGUGACAGUGGCGAUCGUUGGUUUGUGAAAAAGUCUUCCUGUUUAGAAUGAUGAUGCACAUGUAUGGGAUCUUGCAGCAAUCUCUCCCUCCCUUCCUCUACGCAGAAGAAAAGACAAACCAGAUAGAUGCAUGUUGUCUUUCUUUUCAGCUUAUCUGUCUUGAAAAAUGCAUGAGGGUGAUCUUGUUAGUUGUCCUAAAUGCACAGCAGAAAGUUAUUAUGCCUUCUAACACUAGUCUGGGCCACUGAAACCAUUUCACGACAACUAACUCAUACGAACACUACAACCCUCACUAGUUUUAAUGACCGAGCCUUUCAAAUGCAUUGCAUGCUACAGGAUGCUGAACCAGUACAUUGACACUAAAAUACUCAACCCGAACCCAGGCAACGAGUCGGAAGCAAUCCAAGCGUUUAUUGUUCAAAAUUGAUAGAGAGAAAUUAUGUUGAGGGGAAAGUAAAUGUAUGCUUGCAAAUACAAACCUUUUCCUGGAACUCAGCAGGAUAAGGUUUGUUGAUACCCACAAAAGCCACGUGGUGGCAGUAUUUGAUGAUUUUCCAUAAAGAGACAUGGGACCUACAGUAUAUGCUUGUGAUGCAGUACCCCUUCAAUUUGUCUUUAUAUUUUUUUUAAACAUACAAAGUUUUAUUAUGGAUUUGGCCAAUGUUGAGCGAGAGGGCAGUACAGACCUGUAUGUCUGUCUGUGUAACAAUUUUGAGAUCUUCUGCUGAGGGUCGAAUGGACAAACCAAUGACAACGGCCAUGUUGUUCAACUCAAUCAUAGUUGUCUACCUUCUGUCUUUUGAAAGAAAAAAAUCUAAUGUAGUCCUUACAUUUCUUUGCUUAAUGCACUUGUGACCACAAGCCUGAAACAAAUGCACGUUGUUACACAGGGAGGUGCACCUUUAAGGCUGGUACCUGUCAUUUUGUUCCUAUUGUUUAUGUGUUGUGUGGGGUUAGUCUUGUUCCUUAUUUUAAAACGGCCCUGCACCGUGACCGAACCCCCUUAAACUGUCACUCACUAUUCACUUUUUAUUUCAACCAUUUACUGGUCUUUUGCCUUAUUAUUCAAUUCAGGAUUUGUAAAAAAACAAAUUAAAAACACCAAAAAAAACAAAGCUAAUCUAAGUUUAUACACCUCAUAUGGGUUAUACGGUAGUCAUGGUUAUGGUUCUACUUUUAAUAUGUAUAAAGCUUGUAAUAUAGUGAAUAAAACUGGGAUGGAUAACGGCAGGCUUUUGUCAGAAUCCAGCGACAAACUGUUAGUCAGUCCCCCUUUAGAUAUUCCCUCUCUGUGUCACAGAGGGCCUGUGUGGCCAUUCAACAGGAGCGGUAUGUACUCACAUUGAGAGAACCUCCUUGUUCGUGUCUUCUUCUCAUCCCCCAUUUCAUACUUUCAUACUUAGCUUAAUCCAGGCCCUGGUUCCUUCUGUACAUGUCACCCUUCUGCGUCAGACAUGUUGUACCAAUUCAAUUCAAAUGUCAGUGAUGGAGAAGGAAAAAAAGUCUACUUUUCCUGUCUCUGUCCAGUCCAUUGUCAUCUUUUAUUAGUGACGUUAUGUAAUAAUGUGCCACAGGUUUUGGUUAAAGGGAUAGUUCAUCCACAUUACAAAAUGACAUAUUGAUUUUAUUUUAGGGGGUAGAUGGAUUGAUGGAAGCUACAAUGUAAUUGCCUGCAUCCAUUAAAAAAAAUAUAUAUAUAUUUUCCUUUGUUACCCUAAUUGGAGUAAACUAAUGGACAACAACACUUAUCUUAUACACAAGUAUGUGGACACCACUUCAAAUGAGUGGAUUUGGCUAUUUCAGCUAUACCUGUUGCUGACAGGUGUCUAAAAUCGAGCUCACCGCCAUGCACUCUCCAUAGACAAACAUUGACUUUCAACGUGGCACAGUCAUUGGAUGCCACCUUUCCAACAAGUUAGUUUGUCAAAUUUCUGCCAUGCUGGAGCUGCCCCGGUCAACUGUAAGUGCUGUUUAUUGUGAAGUGGAAACUUAUAGGAGCAACAAUGGCUUACCAACAAAGUGGUAGGCCACACAAGCUCACAGAAUGGGAUCGCUGAUUGCUGAAGCACAUAAAAAUAGUCUAUACUCGGUUGCAACACUCACUACCGGGUUCCAAACUGCCUCUGGAAGCAAUGUCAGCACAAGAAUUGUCUGUCGGGAACUUAAUGAAAUGUGUUUCCAUUGCUGAGCAGCCUCACACAAGCCUAAGAUCACCAUGCGCAAUGCCAAGUGUCGGCUGGAGUGGUAUAAAGCUCGCCGCCAGUGGACUCUGGAGCAGUGGAAACGUGUUCUCUGGAGUAAUGCAUAGAGCCAACUGUAAAGUUUGGUGGAGGAGGAAUAAUGCUCUGGGGCUGUUUUUCAUGGAUUGGGCUAGGCCCCUUAGUUCCAGUGAAGGGAAAUCUUACUGCUGUGCUUCCAACUUUGUGGCCACAGUUUGGGGAAGGCCCUUUACUGUUUCAGCAUGACAAUGCCCCCGCGAGGUCCAUACAGAAAUGGUUUGUCGAGAUCGGUGUGGAAGAACGUGGCUGGCCUGCACAGAGCCCUGACCUCAACCCCAUUGAACACCUUUGGGCUCAAUUGGAACGUUGUCUGCGAGCCAAGCCUAAUCACCCAACAUCAGCGCCCGACCUCAGUAAUGCUCUUGUGGCUAAAUGGAAGCAAGUCCCCAACGCACUAUACCAACAUCUUAUGGAAAGUCUUCCCAGAAGAGUAGAGGCUGUUAUAGCAGCAAAGGAGGCCCAACUUCAUAUUAAUGCCCAUGAUUUUGGAAUGUGAUGUUCAACGAGCUGGUGUCUACAUACUUUUGGUCAUGUAGUGUAUAUACAAUUUACGGACACAAUGCAUUUUUACAAUAGUUAUCUUGUUGUUUUUAGUCCCACCCUUCAACCCCUCUCUUAACACCAUCCAGUUUUGAUUUCUAUGUUUUUCAACUGUGAUGUUUCACAAAAGUUCUGAACCUUUCUCAUAGUUUCUACAGAUUGUAAAUUAAACAAUUUGGGGGGGCUAAAAGUAUUAUAUUAUUGAUCGAUUGACUAUGACUUUUCAAUUCAGUGCUAUUUGCAGAGUUACCUGCAUCAGUUAUUCCUGUAACCUGCAUCCAGAAACAAGCUACAUAUGGACAUAACAGUAAAUCUGCAGAGCUGGGAUGUAUUCCCCAUAUACAGUGCAUUUUAAAGUAUUCAGACCCCUGGACUUUUUUUACACAUUUUGUUAGGUUAAAUCCUUAUUUUAAAAAGGCUGUAAUGUAACAAAAUGUGUAAAAAGUUAAGAGGUCUGAAUUACUUUCCUAGUGCACUGUAUAUAACAUCGUAUUGGUUGCAAAAAUGUAUAAUUUAAAUUGAAAAAUUCAAGUUUUGAAUCUUUUUGUGUAUAAACUCUAACCAUGUGCCAUAGAAUCGGUACAUCAAAUCUCUUCCCAAUUAUUUUGCCAUCUAUAUGACACAGUUGUCACUUUUUUGAUUUCUUAUAUUAAACUUUUUAUUUGGCACAAUUUCCUUUAACCGAUUUUGGUCUUUAAUGCAGGGCCGACAGACAAGUUCCUUUCUUUUUCCCAGUUCCACCUGCCUCUUCAAUUUUUGCAAUAAUGCUGCAAUUAGUUGGUUGUAAUUUUGGGUAGAGCAGACAUUUCCAUAUAAUUUUGUUAGAUGCACGUGUGACAACUCCAUGCAAUUAGUAUAUUUGUGUUUAGCCAUAAUGGUUUAUUAUUUGUUCGGUCUUUUCUCUUGGAUUAAACUGAAAUUACAACCAA
This is a messenger RNA of Oncorhynchus nerka (sockeye salmon), 6328 nucleotides long. Its product is annotated as WAS/WASL-interacting protein family member 2-like. Gene Ontology annotation, molecular function: actin binding. The record is from RefSeq and is a predicted model, not a curated record. Bases 363 to 1688 code for a protein of 441 amino acids. Lineage: Eukaryota; Metazoa; Chordata; Actinopteri; Salmoniformes; Salmonidae. The transcript is spliced from 8 exons.